ACGCUUCUCCCCACCACACCAUUGGAAAACAAAGCAGAGGUCAAGUAGGAUUCGUCCACCGGAGGAGCGAUCCAAUCCCCACGCGCCGCCGCCGUGUCUCUCGAUCUCCGCCUAACAAACACUGCCCCGGAUCGCCAGUUCAUAGGAUUACUGUCACUGCCGCAAUUAGGUCAGGAGAUUCACCAGGAAAAACAAAAAAGAAAAGAAGCAAUUCGCAUUGACCCGUCCGAUCGCCGGUUUCCUUCGUUACCCCUCCGCCGCUUCCUUCUUCCGAUCUUCUUCCUCAGGGGGCAGCGGUGGCCUCGGAAUACGCAUGAGCUGUUUGGUGAAGCCUUGUUUCUCUAAUCCCAACAAAAGCCCCCUCUCUAAUAUCUGCCCCCCUCUCUUCUCCAGUAUAUUUAAUUCCCGGGCCAAAAGUGUAGCCAUCAAUUCGCUGGUCCUCAGAUUGUUGCGAUUGUUAUCGCUGCUGAAUAUUAAUUUUAAUUUAUUUGAUUCCGAUUGCCAUUCUUCUUCUUCUUCAAUUAACCAUGGAGUCCAGGAGUAAUAACUACAAUCUCCAGAUCCAAAGAGGCUUAUGCUAUUCAAGUGAUGAGACUCCUGAGAGGAGGCUUUCGGCUUCUCCGUCUGUCAUAGUGAUUGGUGCCGGCUUUGCAGGACUUGCAGCUGCCCGAGCUCUUUCUGAUGCUUCAUUCAAGGUUGUAGUGUUGGAAUCAAGAAAUAGAAUUGGUGGCCGUGCACAUACAAAUUACUCGUUUGGUUUUCCUGUUGACUUGGGGGCAUCAUGGUUACAUGGGGUCUGCGAUGAGAAUCCUCUUGCACAUGUAAUUGGAAGACUUGGGCUACCUUUGUAUCGCACCAGUGGGGAUAAUUCAGUCUUAUAUGACCAUGAUUUGGAAAGCUAUGCACUCUUUGACAUGAAUGGGAACAAAGUUCCCCAGGAGUUGGUUUCAAAUGUUGGAGUAACCUUUGAGAGCAUUCUGAAAGAGACAGAAAAAAUCAGACAGGAAUUUAGUGAAGACAUAUCUAUGAAGCGUGCAAUUUCUUUGGUGUUCGAGAGAAGGCCAGAUUUAAGGAUGGAUGGACUUGGUAAUAAGGUGUUACAGUGGUAUCUCUGCAGAAUGGAAGGUUGGUUUGCUGCUGAUGCUGAUACCAUAUCACUUAAAUGUUGGGAUAAGGAAGAAUUACUUCCUGGAGGCCAUGGUCUUAUGGUGAGGGGUUAUCGUCCCGUGAUAAAUACACUUGCAAAAGGUCUAGAUAUCCGCUUAGGGCACAGAGUUGAAAAAGUCGUGAGGCGUUAUAAUGGAGUGAAGGUAACAGUUGAGGAUGGGAGAACCUUUUUGGCUGAUGCUGCAGUUGUGGCUGUUCCACUUGGGGUGUUGAAAUCGAACCGUAUCACAUUUGAGCCCAAAUUGCCGGACUGGAAGGAAGUUGCCAUUAAGGAGCUUGGUAUAGGAAUUGAGAACAAGAUAGCCCUCCACUUCGGAGAUAUAUUUUGGCCUAACGUUGAGUUCUUGGGUGUUGUGGCUGAGACUACUUAUGAGUGUAGUUACUUUCUUAACCUCCACAAGGCCACAGGGCAUCCUGUCCUUGUUUAUAUGCCUGCAGGGCAAUUGGCUCGCGACAUUGAGAAGAUGUCUGAUGAGGAUGCUGCUAAGUUAGCUUUCACUCAACUCAAAAGGAUACUUCCCAAUGCAUCGGAACCGAUUCAGUAUCUUGUUUCUCACUGGGGGACGGAUGUGAACUCGCUGGGAUCGUACAGCUACGACACAGUGGGGAAAUCCCAUGACUUGUACGAAAGGCUUAGAGUCCCAGUCGAUAACCUGUUUUUCGCAGGAGAGGCCACGAGCAUCGACUACCCGGGGUCCGUACACGGCGCGUACUCCACCGGAUUAAUGGCAGCGGAAGACUGCAGGAUGCGCGUGCUGGAACGGUACGGGGAGUUGGAUCUGUUCCAACCAGUCAUGGGUGAGGACACCCCUGUCUCUGUUCCCCUCCUCAUCUCCCGCAUCUAAAACAACAACCUGGGGACUGUUUUGUGAACAACUGUCUGUCGGGGAAUUCUCACACAGUAGUAGUAAAUAUGAUCAAAGCACUCCCAGUUCCUGUGUUGUCUUAGAUUCUGUUGUUAUUUAUGAGUGCUGGAUAAUGAUGACAGUUAUUGUGGGUUGAAACACUUUUAACGGAUAUAAUUAUUGUGGAUUUUGACAUGAAUGUCUCUCUAAAUACAUUAAAAGUUUAAUGAAUCUGAACAAACAUU
Cuscuta campestris is the source of this 2257-nucleotide messenger RNA. NCBI's taxonomy places the organism in Eukaryota, Viridiplantae, Streptophyta, Magnoliopsida, Solanales, Convolvulaceae. The record is from the annotation of a GenBank genome assembly.